CUGUUGGAUCUUGGGCGCGCACUGCCAUGGCUGGUUGGAAAGUGCUGGUUCCAGCCACUGUGGCAAUGGUGCUGCUGGUUUGCACAGUACCUGGUCCACAGCUUUGGAUUGAUAGGCGGCAAGUCCAACUGGCAUUGCGAAGAUCGCCGCCGAACGAGACUCUGGACACCAAUAUCACCAAUGAGACUGGGCAGGAAGGGGUCACAGUGGUUGCGGAGCUGCCAACCACUGGCACACCAACCUCACCCACGAUGCUUGCAACAACCUCUAUGAUUGCGACCACACAGAUCACAGACGGAACCACUGAGGGCACCGAGGGAACCACAGUGCCAAGGAUGUCGUUACCAUUCGUACCAUCACUGCGUUUGGGACAAACUCGGAAGGAACUUAAAUUCAUCCACAUUACCAAGACUGGAGGCACUGCAAUCGAAGAUUGGGCCAAAGGCCGCGGCUUGCGCUGGGGACGAUUCCACUCUGAGUAUGGAGCGCGUGGUCUACCUGGCAGCCCCUGGCAUCAUCCCUUUCCAAAGCUUCCUUCAAGUUUACGACAUCGCUAUGAUUGGUUUCUGGUUGUGCGGGACCCUGUGGAACGCAUCGUCUCAGAAUACUACUGCCCGUUCACUGGCACAAAGACUCCAAAAACGGACACCGAAGAUGUAUUCAACAAGUUCGUGCAAAGCUCUCUAGAUGGCAGCAGAUGGAUACACCCUGGCAGUUUCCAAGCCAUGUCUGAUUACCUGGACCCCAGCAGUGUGCAACACGUGUUGCACUUUGAGACCUUGGGCCUGGCCGGAGCCGUAUGGAUCCGCCAGAAAUCACCCAGUUUUCUCAUGCCUCAAGGGAUCUCUUGGGAUACCUUGGGAUACCUUAUAAGAAUGGAAAGAUCCACCAUUCUCAAUGGGAAAACUCACUAUAAAUCACCAUUUUCAAUAGCAAACUGUUAAAUGACCAGAGGGUAGAUGGUACUGUAAGAUGGUUCUGUAAGAUACACUUAAGAUACCUUAUGCAUCCUUAUGCCAUGGUUCUCCUUUGCCAUGGUCGUCUUUGCUCUCGCAUGAUGGCUCAACCAGGCUAUUGCGGGCAUAUGGCAUCAGCUUCAAUGGUAUGCCGCGAAAGAAUGUGGCAAAGGGCCAGAAGUUCAACAGCAGCAAUUUGUGGCCAAACACCUUGAAAAUGAUCCGGGCGAAAUAUGCGGCUGACUUUGAGAACUUCAACUAUACCUGUCAAAGGUGCCCCAACUGAGCUGGCCUGAGGUUAUCAUGACCAUCAGGUUUGACAGCACACU
Cladocopium goreaui is the source of this 1285-nucleotide messenger RNA. The record is from the annotation of a GenBank genome assembly. NCBI's taxonomy places the organism in Eukaryota, Dinophyceae, Suessiales, Symbiodiniaceae.